AUGUCGUUCUCCGGAAGAAGGCUGAGUUUACUUAAACCCACCAACCGUCGUUUCUCCCUUGGCAAAGACCUAUCUGAGAAUGAGCAACGCUCCGAGACCCAUCGCCAGUUCCGUACUGCUCAUGAAGGUCACCGCCCCCACGCUGGCCUCGAUGCCACUCGAGUUUCCACCGGUGUUGUUUGGUGCACAGAGCGAGCCUCUGAGCAUGGCUUUUCUGAAGACCCUUCUAGCUGGGCCAAUCUAGGCCAGGGUGCUCCCGAAGCCGACGAUGAGAUCGAGGGCAGCUUCCCCCGCCCCACUUCCAUCCCCAUCACUUCUGCUGCCCGUGAAUACGGUCCGACCGCCGGUAUCAAGCCUCUGCGCACAGCCGUCGCAGAUCUUUACAAUGAGAACUACCGCCAAGGGAAAGAGAGCCAGUAUACAUGGGAAAACGUCUGCAUUGUCCCCGGUGGACGUGCAGGUUUGAUCCGUAUUGCUGCCAUUCUGGGCAACUCAUAUUUGUCCUUCCCUAUUCCCGACUACUCUGCAUAUUCAGAGAUGUUGACUCUGUUCAAGAACAUUGCUCCCAUUCCUAUUCCUCUCUCCGAGGAAGACAGCUACCACAUCCAUCCUAACAAGAUUGCUGAGGAAAUCGCCCGUGGUACUCAGGUGCUUCUGACUUCCAACCCCCGUAACCCCACUGGAGACUUCGUGGGCAAAGAGAAGAUGGCCGAGAUCCAGGACAUUGCCCGCGACCGCGCUACUCUCAUCAUGGACGAGUUCUACGGUGGUUACAACUACACCACCGACUGCGACGGAACCACAAUCAGUGCAGCUGAGAAUGUGAUUGACGUCAACCAAGAUGACGUCCUCCUGAUCGACGGUCUGACCAAGCGUUUCCGUCUACCAGGCUGGCGUAUCGCCUGGAUUGUCGGGCCCAAGGAAUUUGUCGACGCACUCGGCUCAGCCGGUUCAUAUCUAGACGGAGGAGCGAACGUACCAUUCCAAGAAGCUGCGAUCCCGAUGCUGGAGCCAUCGCUAGUGCGCCAAGAGAUGAAAGCGCUGCAGGUACACUUCCGCGAGAAGCGCGACUACGUUCUGAAGCGUCUGCACGAUAUCGGUUUCCGGGUGCGAGAUGUACCGCAGGCGACCUUCUACAUCUGGCUCGACUUGACGUCGAUUCAUCCACCGCUGCCAGCUGAGGCGAACAUCUCGGACGGACUGAACUUCUUCAAUGCGCUGCUGACUGAAAAGGUCAUUGUUGUGCCUGGUAUCUUCUUCGAUUUGAACCCGUCUAAGCGUCGUGACCUGUUUGAUAGUCCCUGCCACCACUUCGUGCGUCUAAGCUAUGGUCCUAAGAUGGAGGUGCUGAAGAUGGGUCUGGAUGGUAUCGAGCGUGUCAUCAAGCGUGCUCGUGAGAUGACUCCGAAGUGGGAGGAUGAGGUCGCCGUUCAGGAUGAUUAG
This is a messenger RNA of Penicillium taxi, 1443 nucleotides long. Its product is annotated as pyridoxal phosphate-dependent aminotransferase. The record is from RefSeq and is a predicted model, not a curated record. NCBI's taxonomy places the organism in Eukaryota, Fungi, Ascomycota, Eurotiomycetes, Eurotiales, Aspergillaceae. The transcript is spliced from 3 exons. Gene Ontology annotation, molecular function: pyridoxal phosphate binding. Gene Ontology annotation, biological process: biosynthetic process. Bases 1 to 1443 code for a protein of 480 amino acids.